UCGGGGAUCCGUACUGACGUCAGCUUAUGGAAAUUGUCAGAGUGGCAAGAUGGCUACGGAACCAAAUAAGACUGAAAUCCUGACUAUUUUCAAAAGACUGAGAUCCAUCCCCACGAACAAGGCAUGUUUUGACUGCGCAGCCAAAAACCCGAGCUGGGCGAGCAUCUCUUACGGCGUGUUCUUGUGCAUCGACUGCUCGGGCAUCCACCGCUCCCUGGGAGUUCAUCUCAGCUUCAUCAGGUCCACCGAGUUAGACUCCAACUGGAACUGGUUCCAGCUCAGAUGUAUGCAGGUCGGAGGCAACGCCAAUGCUACGUCAUUCUUCCGCCAACAUGGCUGCUCCACAAACGACACCAACGCCAAGUACAACAGUCGUGCAGCCCAGAUGUACAGGGAGAAGAUUCGACAGCAAGCCAACACCGCUUUGUCCAAAUACGGAUCAGAUCUGUGGAUCGAGUCUUCUGCAGGAAGCGCUCCUGCAGCCCCCGAGAAGAAAGAGGCAGACUUUUUUGCUGAACACACACAGCCUGCUAAUGACUGGAGCAUGGCGCAGUUCUCUGAGUCGUCAGAGCUGAACGGAUCCGCCAUUACCUCCCAGCUGACCGACACAACGGCCAAAAGCCAGGAUGACAACGCUCCAGAGGACGGACCGAGCAUCGACGGUCUGGGCACGUCCCCCAAAGCCUCCCUCGAUGUGAGGCCCUCCAUCAUCGGAAAGAAGAAGCCCAUGACUGCUAAGAAAGGGCUCGGGGCUAAGAAAGGUCUGGGCGCCCAGAAGGUGAGCAGUAAGAGCUUCUCUGAGGUGGAGAAGCAGGCGCAGGUGGCCGAGAAGAUGAGAGAGGAGCAGGCUGCUGAGGCCAAGAAACAUGCCGAGGAGUCCAUCGUGGCCUCGAUGCGUCUGGCCUACAAAGAGCUGGAGAUCGACAGGAAGGUGGAGGACAAGAAGAUGCAGAACCUGGAGGGAAAGAAGCGAGAGCAGGCGGAGAGGCUGGGGAUGGGCUUCGGCAACAGGAGCGCCGUGUCUCACUCAGUGAUGUCAGAGAUGCAGGUGAUCGAGCAGGAGACUCCAGUGGGAGCCAAGUCCUCCUCCUCUCGCUCCAAACUGGACAUGUUUGACGAGCCGGGAUUCACCUCCGGACCUCCAAAGUACAAGGACAACCCGUUCACAGUGGGGGACAGCUUUGGGUCUCGGUGGGACACUGAGGGAGGGACCGCCUCCUUCACCACCUCCUGGGCUCUGGAGAAAGACGACCCCAAAGAGGAGGUCACCAUCUCGAGUAUUCAGCCAAUCGGAGAGAGACUGCCCAGCAGAAGGAAAGCCGAGGUGGCGGCUCCGGUGUCAGAGUCCAGCGAGGCCAGGCAGAAGUUUGCCAACGCCAAAGCGAUCUCUUCGGACAUGUUCUUUGGUCGCGAGAGCAGCGCAGAGUAUGACGCAAAGACGAAGCUGGAGAACUUGUCUGGAAGCACCUCCAUCAGUUCAGCUGACCUGUUUGGAGACGGCAGUGACCCCAAAGGACGGGCUGCGGGCUUCGACAGCGUGCUCCCCUCCGGCCCGGACAUCGCUCAGUUCAAACAAGGAGUGAAGACUGUUGCCGGCAAGAUGGCGGUCCUCGCCAACGGAGUCAUGAAUACAAUCCAGGAUCGUUACGGCUCGUACUGAUCCGCCCCGGCAGACUCACAGAGACCUGUGUGAGAUCAGCGUGACGAGCCGGCCCGCCUCCUGACUGACACGAGGAUCAGAGCGACGAGAUGGCGAGAGAGAGAGACGCAGAAGGGAUUGCAUGGGGAAAAGAAAUCGUCCUCCUCGCUCCUCCUCUUCUUCUAGAGACAUUUCUUUCCAGGAGUGAGACAGUAUUCUCUCAUCCUCAUCUGAGUUUUAUUUUCAUAAUGGAAACCAUCAGGUGUAAUCUUUUCUAAAAACCAGAGUUCUGGUGUCGUGUUUUUGGUCUUAGUUUUCAAAAAAAUACGACUUCCGAGUUAUUCUACGAUAUUUUAUUCCUCGUGUAAAGAAAUCAAAGUGUCGCUUUUUGAUUUAUAACCUCAAACUUCUCGCUUCUUUUUUUCUUUUCUUUGUUUUAUUGUGAUAUUAAAAACAGCAGCGGUUUAUAUUUUCAGUUUUUUAUAGACUUCAUUUAAACACAACGUUUGCAUUCAGUGUUUGGUAUGUUCACUGUUUUUUAAUCUUAUUUACACGACACACUGACGGCAAACUCUCCGGAUUAUUUCAGAGCGUUGUGAGCUGAGAUUCUGCGUCUGUCGGGGCGUUAAGUAAACGGGCGUCACCUUCUUCACGUCCAAGCUGCUUUUUAUGACAAAGGGUUUAAAGGAUGUUGAAGUGUUUUUAAACGUGUUCCCUGUUCUUGGAGUUUAAACGACCAUCAGGUAGAAAAAACUUUGUUUGCUUCAGACGACAUCAGAGACACAGGCUGUUGUCGUGGUGAUUUAGGCGCCGUGUUCUCCGUGCAGAAAAGCACUCGUUAGUGUUUGCAUGAAGCGUUUGUGCGCUGAGAAGAAAAGCGCUGCACGUCCGUCCUGUCUCCAUGACAACAGUCUGUAUGACCGACACUGCUCCGUUACUUUUUACUGCAUGUUUUAUAUUCAAGUUUAUUUCCCGAUCAGACACGGAGCGAGGAGGAUGUAGGUACAAGACACGAUUUGUAGGCGGCCAAACUACGGGGAAUAUCAGAUAUUUGGAAAAGAGCGCCGGUGAUGUCAACAGUUUGGCUCGGAGCAGCCGCACAAAAAAGGCGACCCCGCUCAGAAAAGAGACGCUGGGCGCUGCACUUUUUCUCCAGGCGGCCACUUUGUGUUUUGAACGCUCUCCAAUCAUUGAAAACAAUUGAUAAAAAACGCUUGUGCUCAGAAUAAAACGCCAGGUGGACACGGGGCCUUAGACUCCAACAUAUAUUAAUAUGGGGCCCAUGUUUGAAAACGCCAUCGCGCCUUCUUAACACACAAGUUUAAACCGAGCGUGGUAGUGUGUGUCGGACAAAGUGAGACAGCAGGAAGUUAGAGAGUCGUACAUUAAGGACUUUAGAGGUGGUCGAAUCAGUUCUUGUAAAUAUAAACAUGAAGCGAGCACGGAGAGUGGUUCGUCCGUUUGGAUUCAGACGUCCGAUUGGUCGCGCACAAUCCCAGCUCACGACUGUUUUCACUAUGCAUCGCCAUCGUACGACCACGGGCGUCGUCUCAUUGUGACGUCUUUCUCGUUGAAUCUAAAGUCUGCCUCGAGGUUCCUCUGCUCUGUAGAAACAACAGAACUAUCAGUGAGCUCACCUUUUAUUUUAUCCCCCCCCUCUGCAGUUUAAAAGCUUUUAUUUUGAAAGGCUGGCGUCCUUAGUUUAUGUUUUUAUUUGUGGUUUUUAUUAUUCUAGCAGAUGUGAGUAUUUCGGACACUAAAGGUUGUAAACGAGUUUUCUUCAGCAGCUUCUUCCUCGAGAAGUCGUCAAAUCAACUCGUCAUCACGGUGAAAACGGGCGACAUAACCGCGAGAUUACGAGAUAAAUAAGCGGGGAGAAAUUGACUUUUCAUCACAAGAAAAGGGAGAACGCAUAUUUUAAAACCUUCAAAUCGGGACACUUAUUUUCACUGCAGACCCCCUCAAGUGUUGCUCCUCAGAUCAGUGUUCCUGUUAGCAUGAUAAGCUACGCUAGCUAAGCCUUUGAUUGAAACAUGUGAAGACCAAUCAGUGUUGAGCUUUUACUCGUGGUGCAUUAGUGAUGUUUCUCUGCCUGUGCUUGUUGUUGUUUUGGUUAAAUCUGGGACAUGUGAGUGUUUUUAGUUAUUUGUGGGGACUCGGCGCUUGAAAACAGGACGCUCCCGGUCAGAUGGGGACGUAUGGUCACCCCUAGCUUAGGGCUGCCGCAGUUUAUACCCGUGUUGUCACAAUAUCCGAAUUUAAAUUCAGACACGACUCAAGUAAAAAUCAAACUCUAGAAACAUGUUUUAAUAUCAUGUUAGUGAAAAAAGGAAUCAAAUAAAGUUUUGUGUUUUUUCCCCCAGAAACUGCAGACAAACUCGACUCGAUCGAUCAUUUAAAAGACAGGUCGUAUCAAAACAUUUAGACAGCUUCCUGAUUUAUACAUCAGUGGACUCCUUCUCUGAGGCAGAAUCCAAAUACUCUGAGGGAGUUCAAAGGUUAACGUGACCAAAUGAAGUCUCUUUGGAUCCGGCUGAAUCAUAAUCAGAACGCCUGAGGUCCUUCUCCAAGAGUACCGACCUCCAUCUGUGAAGCGGCUGGACUUCAGUUUGUUUUCAUUUCUAGAAUAAAUUUGGAGCUUCAUCCAAAAGCAGCUGGACGUAAUUGAAGAAGGAAACAAAAACGGUGAUUACAUGCAGGCAGAUAAAAACAACAAAAUCAGUGUGAGAGCUUCCACACAUCACUUCUCUCUCUCUCUCUCCGGCAGACUUUUCAUUCAACGAGUUAUUUAUGGAUCUGUUCUCGGAAGUCGAGACGUCUGGAAACCGGUUUGUCGUAUUUUCCCCGUUAAUGUGUCCCACAAACCCUCGAGGACAAAUGACCUCCAAUAAAGAAACAAACAUGGACUGAAAGGAUGAAACUAUUUAUUUGUAGGUUACAAAAAAAAAAGGAAAUUAUUCAGUAUGUUAAUAAAGAUGGAAAACCUC
Molecule: messenger RNA, 4626 nt
Organism: Labrus bergylta (ballan wrasse)
Lineage: Eukaryota; Metazoa; Chordata; Actinopteri; Labriformes; Labridae
Gene: arfgap2
Product: ADP-ribosylation factor GTPase activating protein 2
Biological process (GO): COPI coating of Golgi vesicle
Molecular function (GO): GTPase activator activity
Source: RefSeq, a predicted model, not a curated record